Messenger RNA from Dentiscutata heterogama, 184 nucleotides. Lineage: Eukaryota; Fungi; Glomeromycota; Glomeromycetes; Diversisporales; Gigasporaceae. The record is from the annotation of a GenBank genome assembly.
AUGAGCAGUGUUACUGAAAGUCUGCCAGGAUCUACAUAUGAUCCAGAAUUUAAACAGGGGGAUAGCAACACAAACAAAAAUAGAAAAAAUGAUAAAAAUAAGGCCCAGUGGGAUAAUAUAGAUAGCAAAAGCACAGAGGACUAUUUUAGAGAAUUAGAUGUAAAUUGGGAGCAAUCUGCAAGAA